This is a messenger RNA of Danio rerio (zebrafish), 4618 nucleotides long. The record is from RefSeq and is a predicted model, not a curated record. Lineage: Eukaryota; Metazoa; Chordata; Actinopteri; Cypriniformes; Danionidae.
AAUGACACUAAAAUGCAGUUUUUAAGUCUCAUGAUUAAAUAGAAAAUGAGGCUAAUACCUGCAGAAAGGUCCAGUUUUUGAGACAAAAAAGUACCACCCCUUUCACUGACACAAAAAAGUCACUUAACUAUUGGAUAUCAUUAAUAAUAACCAUCUAGCAAUCUAAAAGCUGAAAUUGAUAGAAUGUGGUUUAUAUAAUUCAAUAAACAGAAUCUAUUCAUCAGAUGGAACCAGUAAAGAAAGAAAGAAAGAAAGAAAGAAAGAAAGAAAGAAAGAAAGAAAGAAAGAAAGAAAGAAAGAAAGCACAAAACUCCAUGUUCAUGCAUAUGUACAUGUAAAUGAUGUAAAAUGCACGUGUUUGUGUGUAAGAAAAUGACAGACUGACUGAGCAAAGCAGAAUUCCCCACCCAGCACGAUUUACCGCAAUCACGACACACCCAGACACAACAGCUGUACAAGCCGCCACACACACACACACGCACACACCUGUGGGACUGUUCCCAAAAGGAUGCAUCUAAUUACGGAGAUGGUCACAAUUACUUUUUAGAUAAAGCAAUGUGUGUUAACAAUAACUUUGCUGGAGGUAUAAUGAAAGAGAGUAGAACAGGCCCUCUGAAUUAAGGGAGGAUCAAAAGCACGGACAGUGUUUAAACAGCUCUUUCAGUGUCCUCCAGCAGCUGUUUUUCUGUGGCCAGUACAGUUACGUCACAUGAAAUCGUGGUCUGAGCCAGUGAAACGCGUUUGUUAACGGCUGAGUUGCGCUCAGCUGGAUUUCAAUGGAAACGGGAGCUCGCGCAGGGGGGCUGACAGACCGGUUACCGCGCUCCAUUCGUGAUGACCGCAUUUCUUCAGGGCACCGCGGGCGCUGGAGCUUAUUGAUGCGCGCGCUCGUCGCUCGCUCCCUUUUGAGUCAUUCUGUGAGAGCAAGACGUGUCUGUCCGUUCCUUCCGUCAGACUGCUGAAAAAAAGAGGAGGAGAGGGAAAGAGGGAAAAUUGAGAGUACUGUGUGUGUGAAUCAUCCGGGAAUCCAUCUUUAAAUAAAGGAACCGUAAAGGCAUGUAAACGCGCAAAGAGGAGGAAGCACGCGAGGCUCGUUUUUAGGGAAUUAUUGAAUUCACAAUUGAUUUGAAGCUAUGAUACAACGUAAGGGAAGCGGUACUAUGAGCGUCAUGAGCGGCAACGCGAACUCCACCGUCGUGCAUCCUCCCGGUGGCCGGAGUCGCGGAGACGCGCGUUACCCGCAGCACCAGCCCCACCAGAGCGGCUCGAUGGUAAAGCCCCAAAACGAGCCCGCGGAGCUGGUCAAACGAGCCCUGGAUUUUAAAACGCAGGGCACACAGUGCUACAAGGACAAAAAAUACCGCGAGGCCAUCGGCAAGUACCACCGCGCGCUGCUGGAAAUGAAGGGUCUGUGUCGCGUGCUCGGGGACCCGGACACCAGCAAGUCUCCGUCCACCGUCCUGACUGCCAUCAGUAAAUCCAGUCUGACGGACGAGCAGAAAGGCGCGGUGGAGAACGCGGAGCUGGAGUGCUACAACAGUCUGGCAGCUUGUUUGUUGCAGAUGGAGCUGGUGAAUUAUGAACGAGUGAAAGAGUACUGUCUGAAGGUUUUGAGAAAGGAGGGCGAGAAUUUUAAAGCUCUGUAUCGCUCUGGUGUGGCGUAUUAUCAUCUGGGAGACUUCAACAAAGCCCUGCACUACCUGAAGGAGUCACACAAGCAACAGCCCACAGACACAAACGUCAUCCGUUACAUCCAGCUCACGGAAAUGAAAAUCCGACGAAAUGCCCAGAGAGAGAAAACAGAAGUUCCAUAAAAACAAACAAACAUGAAAAAGGCAACUCCCGCUCGACUAGCUUUGCACUGCGGACACCCCACACUUCCCUCAUCGCACUCUCAGUGGACGAGGUUUGGCAUUUUCACAGAAGACUUUAUUCCAGCGCGGGUCAACACACCUGUCUCAGUCCUGUCAGAAACAGACUGAAGAGCUGAAUCAGGUGUGCGGUGCCCUGAGUAGAUUCUGUGUGGAGACCAGGAAUGGAGGAUUUCAGCAGCAUUUAUCAUAGCUUUUCAAGUACACUAGUGCUGUCAAAAUGUUUGCUUUUAGUACUUGGUUGUAUUUUAGUACCGAAAACUGAACAGAUGUCACUAGUCUCUCAUGAUGGUUGCGAUCUGACGUUGUGCUCUACUUAACACCCUCAGAUCAUCUUGUGGCUAAUAGUUUACACAUUCCUGCAGCUUUUUUUUCUGUGUUUUUUCAUAUUGCUUUCAGAUUCUGGCAAUGAUGUUUUCAUUAGAGGUGAUUUCUAAAUCAGUUUUGCUGUGAACACAUGAAGCUCCAAGUGCAAUUAAGUGUCACUACUAGUGUCAUAUGCCACCAACUCUUCACUAAAAACCCACAUUUAAAUCGCAGUGGGUAAGAUCUUACAUGAUUACAUGAGUGUAAUCAUGUAAUUCAAAUACACACACACAUUCUUGUAUGGUAUAUGUGGUUUAUGAGGACUCUUCACAGGUGUAAUGUAUUUUAGACUGAAAACAUGUAUUAUAUUACCUUACCCUACUCCUACCACUAAACCGAUAUAUCAAAUGCAACCCAGGCUCAUUAUUGAUAAGUACCCCUGUAUACAUUUCUGUAGAUCACAAAAUACGUCUCAGGAGAUACUCUUUUUUGCAGUUUUUCUUUCUGCAAAUCCACCAGAGGCAACUGUGUAUGCUUUCAAAACUCAAAUUUCUCUUGUGUGUCAUUUGCGCCUACUAUUCUCGCGUAAAUUCACCAGAGGCCGCUGUCGAAUGACUGACUGACGACCGAUAAACCCACCCACCCCUUUUUCCUAAUCCAACCGAUAGUGUUUUCAAAAGCACUGAAUAACCCGCCCACUGCCAUCCUUAAACCCAACCAAAGUGUUUCCAAAAGCGCUGAUUAACCCGGCCACUGCCUUCCUUAAACCCAACCGAUAGUGUUUUCAAAAGCGCUCUGAUGAAUCAGCUGAGUAGUUAUGCAACUAGGAAUCACUGGUGACAACAAUACCACGUGACCACACAGCUGUAAAAGGUAAACACAGAACUGUCAGUCUUGCAACAACGCAACCACACACACACACACACACAGACCCAUAAACCGUGACACCUUCGCGGCUACCUGAUUUGACUGCGUUUUCAGAUCUUACCAUGUUCUCACCCUGUUAUUUACUAUUUAUUUUUUGCCUUUGGUUUUUGUUUUACCUGCUUUCUGGAAUCGUUUUUUGCUAGACUCGAACACGGUCAACAACGGUGACGUACAUGGCGAGCUUCUGGGCAAACUGGUAACAGUGGAAAAGCCAUCCACACUGAGUUUCCAGUGGUCAGUUGGUAGCGCAAAAAGAAUCAAAAGCCGUCGGUGACGUCAUACCACCCCGUAGGGUUCUCUUUAAAAUCAAAAUGCAGCCAUAAGUAGCUCUGGCUAUAUAAUUUGGGCUUUCCAGAAAUGUUUACAGGGUAUUUUUUCACAAUGAGCCUGUGUUGACCAAACAAACAAAAAAAGUUUAUAGUUUCAUAUUAUGCUUUGUCAUUUAUAUUGUAGUUUCGCAAAAUACAUUGUUUAUGGUACAACCUUUUAUAAUCGAUACAGACAGAAACAUGAAAAACAGCAUCAUGCGAAAGUUGCAAUCUUGAAAUUACGAUGUUUAUAUUUGGCUUUUUUAGUCAUUUUUUAUUGUUUAUUUUCACGUUGGACCUGUAAUAAUUUAGUUUUAGAAGUAAUAUAUUUGAUUUAUGUUUAUUUAAUAUUUCUACAGUUUUUAACCAAACAUCCGCUCUGAAGAUCACAUUUGAAUGAGUAAUUUUCCUAAGCAUAUACCUUAAAAUGUCAAAAAGAAUUAGUCUUUUAUAUGUGGUCAAUAUAUGUACAGUAAACUACUAAUUAAUUGAAUUUGCAUAAAUGGUACUAUACUGUGAUAUAUAUCUUCAUUAGGAUAUGAUAUGACAUGAGAUUUUUAUCACAUCUCCCAGUCCUGUUGUUAAAUAUGAUUUUUAAGCACUUUUGAAUUACGAGGACACAAUGUCCUCAUAAACCACCUUAACAUUGUCAUACCCAUAACAUUAUACAAACGAGUCCUCAUAAAAACACACACAUGGUGGACAUGAGUGUAAGCAUGUGAAUCAAGCACAGUCUGACACGCAUACAAAAGCAUGUAGGAGUACAAAUAAACUGUGGUCAUUGUUUUGUGUAAGAGUGCGUGCUUUUUUAUUCACACUCGGAUUCUGAUUAAAUAUGUUUGACGUACAUUUUUUUCAUGCUGACUGAAACGGGACUCUGUUUUUCAACUCUUUAUUAUGGGUUUUUACUAAAAGUGUAAGGUACACAAAACAUUCCAGUUCAGCGCUCUAUUCUGGUUGCUAUGGUGAGGCUGCAUGGAAAUCAUCCUUGGAGACAGAUGGGGAUGAUGGUGUUUCAGCCAUGCUUGCUCGCACAGAUCUGUCAAAUGUUAAACAAAAUAUUCACUGUUCAUGUUGAAACGUCUAUAUCAAUUAACUGUUGUUUAUGUAUUUAGUUAUUGUCAAAUCUGCAGUAAUUUAGACCAGAGAGGUUUUUAUUACUGAAUAUAAUAAUAAUGCACACUAAAUAAAUGAUACUUAAAGGGU